UGAUCUCUUUGUGUGUGUGUGCGCGCGCGCGGGGUGUAGUGCAAGAGAGAAAAGAGAGAGAGAGAGAGGAGACGGGCGUCGUGCGUCGUGUGCACACUGCCAGUUUAACAAAAAGAAGGAAAAAAAGACGCAAAAAAAUACAUUUAAAUUGUUUUGGAACACCUCAAAAAAAGCUUCCAAGUAUUGAUUGGAGGAGGAAACUAAGCCUAAGCCCGGGAGUAACUGUUACUGUUUUCUUUUUUUUUUUUUUUUUUUUUUGGAAGGAAGCUGUUGUGAAUCAAGUUAGACAUCAAGACUGGGACGCCACGGAAAAAAAACAGCAAAACAAAUAACUUUAUAUUUAGUUAGCUCCACUGUUAGCUAACUAAAUUCAAAGUUUUUUGUUGGGCCGCUAUGUCUGGAAGCGAGGAUGACAGAGAUGACUUUGGAGCCCCAGAAGACCGGUUAAUGCACGAUGACGAGGAAGAGGAGAUCUCGGAGAAUGAAACUCCCAAGGUGAAGAAGAAGAAAAAGGCCAAGAAGAGCCGAGAGAGCAAGAGCAGCAAGAGGCGUUCCCGCAGAGAGGAGUUGGCCAUCAGCUCCCCAGAGCCCAUGGAUGUUGGCGGGGUGGAGGAGACCGAGGACGGCGGCCCGGGUCAGCGCUCGGACAGCGAGGGCAGCGACUACACUCCAGGACGCAAGAAGAAGAAGAGAGCCAGCAGCGGCAAGGACAAAAAGAGGAGCAGUGCCGGAGCUGAGCGGAGCGCCGCCGCCUCCUCUUCGGCCUCCAAGAGGAAAGACCCGGAGCCCGAGGAAGAGGAGGAGGAUGACGAUGAUGACAGCUCGGAGCCCAAGACCUCGUCCCAGCUGCUGGAUGACUGGGGCAUGGAGGACAUCGACCACGUCUUCACUGAGGAAGACUACCGCUCUCUUACCAACUACAAGGCCUUCAGCCAAUAUGUCAGGCCUCUAAUAGCAGCCAAGAACCCCAAAAUCGCCGUGUCCAAGAUGAUGAUGGUCCUGGGGGCCAAGUGGCGCGAGUUCAGCACCAACAACCCGCUGAGGGGCGCCGCUGCUGCAAACGCCGCCCUCGCUACUGCCAACGUGCCGGCUGCCGUCGACACCAUGGUGUCCGAGGUGGCUCCGGCCACUGUGGCUGCCCCGGCUUCCGUUGAGCCCACCCCACCUCCAGCACCGCCGCUCCGCAAGGCCAAGACCAAGGAAGGCAAAGGUCCCAAUGCCCGCAAGAAGUCCAAACCGGCGCCCAAACCUCAGGAGAAGAAGAACAACGCCAAGACCAAGAAAGUUGCUCCGCUCAAAAUCAAACUGGGAGGCUUCAACAGCAAGAGGAAACGCUCAUCGAGUGAGGAGGACGAGCCUGACGUGGACAGUGACUUCGACGACGGCAGCAUGAACAGUGUGUCCGUGUCGGAGGGAUCCAACAGCCGCAGCAGCCGCUCCAAGAAGAAGCUGUCCAAGAGCAAACCCAAGAAGAAGAAAGAGGCGGAGGACGGCGACGGCUACGAGACCGACCACCAGGAUUACUGCGAGGUCUGCCAGCAGGGCGGUGAGAUCAUCCUGUGUGACACGUGCCCCCGCGCCUACCACAUGGUCUGCCUGGACCCCGACAUGGAGAAGGCCCCCGAGGGCACCUGGAGCUGCCCACACUGUGAGAAGGAGGGCAUCCAGUGGGAAGCGAGGGAGGAGGGCUCCGACGCCGAGGAGGACAACGGGGAGGCGGGCGAGCCGGAGGAGGACGACCACCACAUGGAGUUCUGCCGGGUGUGCAAGGACGGAGGAGAGCUGCUGUGCUGCGACUCCUGCCCGUCCUCCUACCACAUCCACUGCCUGAACCCGCCGCUGCCAGAGAUCCCCAACGGAGAGUGGAUCUGCCCCCGCUGCACGUGUCCGCCCAUGAAGGGGAAGGUACAGAAGAUCCUGACAUGGCGGUGGGGCGACCCCCCUGCCCCCACGCCGGUGCCCCGCCCCCCAGAUCUGCCGGCUGACGCUCCCGACCCCGCCCCGCUGGCAGGGCGGCCCGAGAGGGAAUUCUUCGCCAAGUGGUCCAACAUGUCGUACUGGCACUGCUCCUGGGUCACCGAGCUGCAGUUGGAGCUGCACUGCCAGGUGAUGUUCAGGAACUACCAGAGGAAGAACGACAUGGACGAGCCUCCGCCCAUCGACUUUGGUGGCGAGGGCGAGGAGGACAAGAGCUCCAAGAGGAAGAACAAGGACCCGCUGUACGCCCAGAUGGAGGAGAAGUACUACCGCUUCGGCAUCAAGAUGGAGUGGCUGAUGAUCCACCGCAUCCUCAACCACAGUGUGGACAGGAAGAACAACGUGCACUACCUGAUCAAGUGGCGGGAGCUGCCGUACGACCAGGCCACCUGGGAGUCGGAGGACAUGGAGAUCCCGGAGUUCGACACCUAUAAGAUGCAGUACUGGAACCACAGGGAGCUGAUGAUGGGCGACGAUGGUAAACCAGGAAAGAAGAUGAAAGUCAAAGGAAAGGUGAGGAGGCUGGACCGGCCUCCUGAUAUCCCCACGGUCGAUCCGACCAUCAAGUUUGAGCGUCAGCCAGAGUACUUGGACAGCACAGGCGGGACGCUGCACCCCUACCAGCUGGAGGGGCUCAACUGGCUGCGCUUCUCCUGGGCGCAGGGCACCGACACCAUCCUGGCCGAUGAGAUGGGUCUGGGCAAGACCGUGCAGACCGCCGUCUUCCUCUACUCGCUCUACAAAGAGGGUCACUCGAAGGGUCCGUUCCUGGUCAGUGCGCCGCUCUCCACCAUCAUCAACUGGGAGAGAGAGUUUGAGAUGUGGGCGCCCGACAUGUACGUGGUGACCUACGUCGGCGACAAGGACAGCCGAGCCGUCAUCAGAGAGAACGAGUUCUCCUUCGAGGACAACGCCAUCCGAGGAGGGAAGAAGGCCUCCAGGAUGAAGAAAGACUCGUCGGUGAAGUUCCACGUCCUGCUGACCUCCUACGAGCUCAUCACCAUCGACAUGGCUGUGCUCGGCUCCAUUGACUGGGCCUGCUUGGUGGUGGACGAGGCCCACAGGCUGAAGAACAACCAGUCCAAGUUUUUCCGGGUGUUGAACAACUAUCCUCUGCAGCACAAGCUGCUACUGACCGGCACACCCCUGCAGAACAACCUGGAGGAGCUUUUCCACCUGCUCAACUUCCUCACGCCCGAGAGGUUCAGUAACCUGGAGGGCUUCCUGGAGGAGUUUGCCGACAUUGCUAAGGAGGACCAGAUCAAGAAGCUUCACGACAUGCUGGGGCCUCACAUGCUGAGGAGGCUGAAGGCUGACGUCUUCAAACACAUGCCCUCCAAGACCGAGCUCAUCGUCCGAGUGGAGCUCAGCCCCAUGCAGAAGAAAUACUACAAGUUCAUCCUGACGCGAAACUUUGAAGCGCUGAACACCAGAGGAGGAGGCAACCAGGUCUCGCUGCUCAACGUCGUCAUGGACCUCAAGAAAUGCUGCAACCACCCCUACCUCUUCCCCGUGGCUGCUAUGGAAGCUCCAAAGAUGCCCAAUGGGAUGUACGACGGCAGCGCUCUCACAAAGGCUGCUGGGAAACUACUGUUGCUGCAGAAGAUGCUGAGGAAGCUGAAGGAGGGAGGACACAGAGUCCUCAUUUUCUCUCAGAUGACCAAGAUGUUGGACCUGCUGGAGGACUUCCUGGAGAACGAGGGCUACAAGUACGAGCGGAUUGACGGAGGAAUCACCGGCAGCAUGAGACAGGAAGCCAUCGACCGCUUCAACGCUCCCGGCGCUCAGCAGUUUGCCUUCCUGCUGUCGACGAGGGCCGGAGGUCUGGGCAUCAACCUGGCCACCGCCGACACCGUCAUCAUCUACGACUCCGACUGGAACCCUCACAACGACAUCCAGGCCUUCAGCAGAGCUCAUCGUAUCGGUCAGAACAAGAAGGUGAUGAUCUACCGCUUCGUCACCAAGGCCUCCGUGGAGGAGAGGAUUACUCAGGUCGCUAAGAAGAAGAUGAUGCUGACCCACUUGGUGGUCCGUCCCGGUCUGGGAUCCAAAACGGGCUCCAUGUCCAAACAGGAGCUGGACGACAUCCUCAAGUUCGGAACGGAGGAGCUGUUCAAGGAUGAGGGAGAGGGCGAGAACAAGGAGGAGGACAGCAGCGUUAUUCACUACGACGACAAGGCCAUCGACCGUCUGCUGGACAGGAACCAGGACGCCACCGAGGACACGGAGAUCCAGAGCAUGAACGAGUACCUCAGCUCCUUCAAGGUGGCUCAGUACGUGGUGAAGGACGAGGAGGAGGCGGAGGAGGAGGUGCAGCGGGAGAUCAUCAAGCAGGAGGAGAGCGUGGACCCGGACUACUGGGAGAAGCUGCUGCGUCAUCACUACGAGCAGCAGCAGGAGGAUCUGGCCCGCAACCUGGGCAAAGGCAAACGCAUCCGAAAGCAGGUCAACUACAACGACGGCUCGCAGGAGGACAGGGCUGAUUGGCAGGAUGACCAGUCCGACGGCCAAUCAGAUUACUCUGUGGCGUCUGAGGAGGGAGACGAGGACUUCGAUGAGCGGACAGAAGCCAACUCCCGCAGGCCGAACAGGAAGGGCCUGAGAAAUGACAAGGACAAACCGCUGCCCCCCCUGCUGGCCAGGGUGGGAGGCAACAUCGAGGUGUUGGGUUUCAACUCCCGGCAGAGGAAGGCCUUCCUGAACGCGGUGAUGCGUUACGGGAUGCCGCCUCAAGACGCUUUCACCACCCAGUGGCUGGUCCGAGACCUGCGAGGGAAAUCUGAGAAAGAGUUUAAGGCCUACGUUUCUCUGUUCAUGCGGCAUCUGUGUGAACCCGGGGCCGACGGGGCGGAGACCUUCGCCGACGGCGUUCCCAGAGAAGGGUUGUCACGGCAACACGUCCUCACCCGCAUCGGUGUCAUGUCGCUCAUCCGUAAGAAGGUUCAGGAGUUCGAACACGUGAACGGUCAGUGGUCGAUGCCCUGGAUGGCCGAGCUGGAGGAGAACAAGAAGGCUGCAGCUCAGCCCGACUCGCCCGGAAAAACCCCGUCCACCGGCACGCCUGCCGACACCCAGCCCAACACGCCCGCACCCGUUGACGACUCCACAAAGAGCGAGGAGGUGGCGAAGGACGGAGAGAAAGAGGUGAAGAAGGAGGCGGAGGGAGAGAAGGAGAGCAAGGAGGCCAGCAAGACCAACGACGAGGUGAUCGCCAUCCCAGACGACGACGAGAAGAGCCCGCCAGCGGAGCAGGAGAAGAAGGAGGAGAAGAACGGCGAGGAGCCGAUGGAGACGGACAAACCCACCAACGGAGAGGCGGAGACCCCCAAGGAGAAGGAGGGAGAGAAAGAGAAGGAGAAGGAGACGGAGGGGGAGAGCGCCGAGAAGAGCGCCGAGGGAGGAGAGGAGAGCAAGACGCCGGCAGCAGAGGCCAAGACGGAAGGGUCAGAGGUCAAAGCAGAAGAGUCGGAGGCCAAAGUAGAGGAGAAGAAAGAAGAGAAGACGGAAAAGAUGGACACCACUCCUCCUGCUGCAGAAGAAAAGAAAGAACAAAAGGAGGAGAAGGAGGCGGUGAAGCCGGAGGAGGGCGCCAAACUGCAGAACGGAGACAGCAGCAAGGAGGGCGGAGCCUCAGCGGGCGCGGCCGCAGGGGGAGGAGCCAGCGAGGAGAAGAAGAAGGCCAAGACCAGGUUCAUGUUCAACAUCGCUGAUGGAGGAUUCACAGAGCUCCACUCUUUGUGGCAGAACGAGGAGCGUGCUGCCACGGUUACCAAGAAGACCAAUGAGAUCUGGCACCGUCGCCAUGACUACUGGCUGCUGGCUGGCAUCAUACAACACGGCUACGCCCGCUGGCAGGACAUCCAGAACGACGUCAAGUACGCCAUCCUCAACGAGCCUUUCAAGGGAGAGAUGAACCGAGGCAACUUCCUGGAGAUCAAGAACAAGUUCCUCGCCAGGAGGUUCAAGCUGCUGGAGCAGGCCUUAGUGAUUGAGGAGCAGUUGCGUCGCGCCGCCUACCUCAACAUGUCCGAGGACCCCUCCCACCCCUCCAUGGCCCUGAACACCCGCUUCAGCGAGGUGGAGUGUCUGGCCGAGUCGCACCAGCACCUCAGCAAGGAGUCCAUGUCUGGAAACAAGCCGGCCAACGCCGUCCUGCACAAAGUGCUGAAGCAGCUGGAGGAGCUGCUGAGUGACAUGAAGGCUGACGUCACUCGCCUCCCGGCAACCAUCGCCCGGAUACCGCCAGUCGCCGUGCGGCUGCAGAUGUCAGAGAGAAACAUCCUGAGCCGACUGGCCAGCCGAGGGCCAGAGACACAGACACAACAGAUGUCACAACAGUAGCCUGAACCUCGGCUCGCCCCUCCCCUUUACCUCGUAAACCCCGCCCCUGCCUCACCUCGACAUUCCUGAUUGGUGCACAGCAGAUGACGGACGACUCACCCAAGCUUGAAGCCACGCCCACUUCACCCACCCCCCCCAAAACAGACUGUGCAGAGUUUCUAGACAAUUGAAACCUUUCCUGCCCCCCCUCCUCCUCCCCAAGUAUGAGGCUGUGGACAUAAAAGCUAUUUUAUUUUUUUCCUCCUUUUUUCAAUUUCUGUAUUAAUAUUAUUGAUAUAAUGUUAUUAUGAUGGUUUUUUGGGACCUAAAUAAAAAAAUGUAAUAAAGAA
Myripristis murdjan (pinecone soldierfish) is the source of this 6647-nucleotide messenger RNA. It is a transcript of the gene chd4a, whose product is annotated as chromodomain helicase DNA binding protein 4a. The transcript has 41 exons. Lineage: Eukaryota; Metazoa; Chordata; Actinopteri; Holocentriformes; Holocentridae. Gene Ontology annotation, molecular function: ATP binding; ATP hydrolysis activity; DNA binding. The coding region runs from base 394 to 6318 and encodes 1974 amino acids. Gene Ontology annotation, cellular component: nucleus; NuRD complex; chromatin. The record is from RefSeq and is a predicted model, not a curated record. Gene Ontology annotation, biological process: chromatin remodeling.